UAGAGGCAUGAACGUGAGGUUAGACUCUUCACACUCGAUGAGAAAACAUUCUCACAUAAUUAAUUGUCGACAUUUACAAGAUGACAUUACCCCCGAAAUGUACACUUACACAGACUGACAAAGAUAAAUGUCUGCUUCAUGAUUUUGUAAAAGACGGAACACAUUUUUAACCGUAUUUCGUUUCUAACAAAUUAGCCAUGAGUGAAAUAUUUGGUGUCACUGUCCUUUAAUUAUGUUUCCAUUUGUCUGUCGUGGAAUAAUGAGAGCUGCCAUCCACACGCGUAGGAUCAGCAGAGGAACUCUGCCCGGCAGACUUCUGUCCUCCUGUGAUGGUGUUCCAGCUGGACUAGCUGAUGCUGAUACCAUCUUUGCCUUGUCAUCAGGUCAUGGCAGGUGUGGUGUUGCAGUGGUGCGAGUCAGUGGUCCAGCCUCGGCUACGGCACUGAGGUGUAUGGCUGGGCUCACACGCAGCAGCCUGCCUCCUCCACGCAAAGCUUUGUUACGAUGCAUCACAGACGCCAAAGGCAAAGAAGUGUUGGACCGUGGACUUGUUCUCUGGUUCCCUGCUCCUCACAGUUUCACAGGAGAGGACAGUGUGGAGUUCCACAUCCAUGGUGGUACUGCUGUCAUUACUGCUGUUCUUCAGGCUCUAGGAAGCGUGCCUGGCAUGAGGCCUGCUGAAGCUGGAGAGUUCACGCGAAGGGCCUUUCAAGCAGGAAAACUGGGUCUCACAGAGGUGGAAGGACUCGGGGACCUGAUCCACGCCGAGACGGAAGCCCAGAGGAGACAGGCCCUCAGGCAGAUGUCAGGAGACCUGGGACGCCUUUAUCAGAACUGGAGCCACAAACUAAAACGGUGUCUUGCUCAUGUUGAGGCCUUCAUCGACUUCAGUGAGGAUGAACUAAUUGAGGACGGGGUUUUAAACCAAGUGGACACAUCGGUUUGCCAUUUACAGGCAGAGAUGGAGCGACACCUGAAGGACGAAAGGAAGGGCGAGCGGCUUCGCAGUGGCGUGCAGGUGGUCAUCGCGGGAGCUACUAAUGCGGGAAAAAGUAGCCUGCUCAACACACUUUGCCAGAGACCUGCUGCCAUUGUGUCUCCCAUGGCUGGGACCACCAGGGACAUAGUGGAGACAGCACUGGACAUAGGCGGCUUCCCCGUCCUGUUGAGUGACACAGCGGGCCUCAGAGACAGCCCAGACGUGGUGGAAAGAGAGGGAGUCCGUCGAGCUCGGGAAAGGGUCGAACAGGCAGAUCUGACUCUUGUAGUUGUGGACUGUGCUCACCUUCUCACUGAUGCGCAACAGGCUGUAGACGUCCUUCAGACACACCUGAUGUGUGUGUUGUCCUCCCAGGAGCAGCCUGAGACAGACAGGUGCCUGUUGGUGUUGAAUAAAAGUGAUCUGCUGCCUGAGUGUGAAAGACAGAAGCUGGACAGAGAGAUGAGACGGGUUUCUGGACUUCCUCCUGUCUGUCUGAUCUCCUGUCACACUAAUGAUGGACUGCAGGACUUUCUGACAGUGCUGCACAGCAGUGUCAAAACUCUGUGUGGCGACCCCCUGUCUGGAGCCCCCACCCUGACCCAGGCCCGCCACAGGGCCCACCUGCAGCAGUGUGUGGCAGCUCUGGCUCAGUACAAAAGGCACCGUGACACUGACCUUGCUCUGGCAGCAGAGGGUGUCCGGUUGGCUCUCACCAGCUUGGGCCGGAUCACUGGACGAGUUGCGGCAGAGGAGAUCUUAGAUAUAAUCUUCAAAGACUUCUGCAUUGGGAAAUAGUCAGAUGAGCGAGAGUGAAAACACAAAUAACAUGUAAUAAAUUAUGGGUAUGUUUGGAUAGCAGGGCUGUGGUGUUCUCAUGACGUCCCAGAGCGUCAAUAAAGAGAACUGGACAAAAGGGCACAGCCUUGGCACGGUGCCAGGCUUCGAGGCAUAGCCCGGAGUGAAGAGAAUGAAAUUUGUGUUCCUGGCUGUGGAAUCACCUCUGCUCCCAAGACACAAACAUGUUUAUUUAUGUGUUGAUGCUUUUUUAAAACUAAGACUGAAAUAGUUUUUGUUUGGUGACAGGUGCCUCAGAGGCCCCAUCUGCUGCACAAGUGUUUGGCAAGAUUUAAGUCAUGAUAUAAAAAUAGAUUUUUGAAACUUUUUGAUUUCUGGACCACAGGCACAGAAGUCACAACAAUAUGAGUAAAGUCUGCUGCAGAUCUGUGAGGCUGUGGACUCAACGUUUGGAUGUUUAGUUUCAAGUUUUUGAAAGAUUUCUGACAGGGUUUUUUUUGACAAGUGG
This is a messenger RNA of Solea senegalensis (Senegalese sole), 2285 nucleotides long. It is a transcript of the gene gtpbp3, whose product is annotated as GTP binding protein 3, mitochondrial. NCBI's taxonomy places the organism in Eukaryota, Metazoa, Chordata, Actinopteri, Pleuronectiformes, Soleidae. Gene Ontology annotation, cellular component: mitochondrion; cytoplasm. The record is from RefSeq and is a predicted model, not a curated record. The coding region runs from base 233 to 1777 and encodes 514 amino acids. Gene Ontology annotation, molecular function: GTPase activity; protein binding; GTP binding. The transcript is spliced from 11 exons. Gene Ontology annotation, biological process: tRNA wobble uridine modification; tRNA methylation.